This is a messenger RNA of Mizuhopecten yessoensis (Yesso scallop), 459 nucleotides long. RefSeq lists its product as uncharacterized. The record is from RefSeq and is a predicted model, not a curated record. The transcript has a single exon. NCBI's taxonomy places the organism in Eukaryota, Metazoa, Mollusca, Bivalvia, Pectinida, Pectinidae. Gene Ontology annotation, molecular function: hydrolase activity, acting on ester bonds. The coding region runs from base 1 to 459 and encodes 152 amino acids.
AUGCCCAUGGAGUCCGGGGACUAUCUCGUCCAAGUUUCGGGAGGGUUGGUGGUGUAUUGCGACCCUCCUACCUACCCCUCUGCAGAAGAAAUCGGCGAGUUGGUCCAGGACGGAUUCCGGGUAUUGGUUGGAGUCCACCCUAAGAUCAUAGCGGCGCCACAGGAAAUUGAGCACCUCACACGGCUCUUGACCCUACCUGCUGAAUUAGGGGAGAUCGGGAUCGACCACAUAGUUGACCAGCACGACCAGUGGCAUUACCAGGAACGGCAGCUCAAGGCUUUGCUGACGUUAUUGGACCAAGGCAAAGCGCUGGUGCUCCACAUACGGGGAACCCGGACCGACUCUACAGGCCUAGAGGUCUACAUGAGAUGCUUGGAUCUUCUGGAACAUCGAGUGUGCAGUGACCAGAAGAUUCAGGUUCACUGCUUCACGGGUCCAGGGAGUGUAGUCCGAGACUAA